CUGCUGCUGCUGCUGGUGGCCGGCGCCGGCCUCUACUUGGGCUGGGGGUCCGGGGCCGGUGGGGGGCAGCCGCGGGGCCCGCCCGGCGCUCAGCUCGGCCACAAGCCCCGGAGCCUCUCCAGCAGCCAGGUGAAGCGGCUGGCCUCCCUGGUGGACCUCCAGCGCCUCUGGGGCUCCUUCCUGAAGCCCAUGCUGAUCGAGCGGUACCCGGGCAGCCCGGGCAACAGGAAGGUGCGGCAGUUCAUUGUGGAUAGCCUGGCCACGCUGGCUGCGGGCUGGCGGGUAGAGCUGGACGCCUUUGAGGAUCGGACCCCGCGAGGUAUCGUGAGCUUUGCCAAUGUAGUGGCCACGCUGGACCCCGCUGCCGGGCGGCGCUUGGUCCUGGCCUGCCACUAUGACUCCAAGUACUUCCCCCGCGACCGGCAGGGCCGCACCUUCCUGGGGGCCACCGACUCGGCCGUGCCCUGCGCCAUCCUGCUGGAGCUGACCACGGCCUUGGACGCAGAGCUGCUGAAGGCCAAGGAGCAGAGCCUGUUUGUCCUGCUGGACCUGCUGGGGGCCCGAAACCCGACCAUCCAGAACCACUUCCCCCUCACCGCCUCCUGGUUCGACCGGCUCGUCGGCAUCGGUACUGAACCUUCCUUCCUUCCAAGGGACGAAGAAUUUCCCCCAGAUUUGAAAACGAUCACAGAGCGGAAAUUCGGUUUCCAGAUCAGCUUCAGUGAGCACUGA
Molecule: messenger RNA, 732 nt
Organism: Terrapene triunguis (Three-toed box turtle)
Lineage: Eukaryota; Metazoa; Chordata; Testudines; Emydidae
Gene: QPCTL
Product: glutaminyl-peptide cyclotransferase like
Exons: 5
Molecular function (GO): zinc ion binding; glutaminyl-peptide cyclotransferase activity
Source: RefSeq, a predicted model, not a curated record